Molecule: messenger RNA, 1548 nt
Organism: Ogataea polymorpha
Lineage: Eukaryota; Fungi; Ascomycota; Pichiomycetes; Pichiales; Pichiaceae
Exons: 2
Coding region: 1-1548 (515 amino acids)
Biological process (GO): cytoplasmic stress granule assembly
Cellular component (GO): cytoplasmic stress granule
Molecular function (GO): RNA binding
Source: RefSeq, a predicted model, not a curated record
AUGACUUCAAGAGGCAGCCAGUCGAAUAACCCAUCUGGAUCCAAAUUCAUUGGAGGGAGUCAGCACCGUCGUACAGGCUCGAAAAAUUGGUCACAUGUCAAUGUAUCUUCAGCACCCAAUUCCAGUGCGUCCACUUUCGCGGCCAAUGGAAGAAAGGCAAAUAGCGCCGCUCAGGUGAGCACAACGCAGGGUAAUCAACCUGCGUAUCAUCUGGCGAACUCAGCUCAGGACCAAGAAGCAUCGUUGAGGCAUAUGAACGAUCGAUUAUUGUUUGGACUUAUCCGGAGUAUUGGUUGUAAGAGUAAAAUAACUACCAGCUCCGGAGCUACUUAUGAUGGGAUUUUAUACACUACUGGUGACAUCACGAAUUCAGGAGUUGGCUUAAUUUUGAAAUACCCGCAACUGAAAAAAGGCUCGUUUACUCCAUCAGAAGAGGUCAAUAAUAAAGCUGAGCUUCAAGAGACGCUAAUUUUUUCUGAAAAGGAUAUAUUGAAGAUGGAAUUCGAGGAUGUCGAUUUCGAACCUAUUCAGCAACCUGGAAAACCGAGAUUGAAUACCUCAGGCAGAAGUUUUAGGACAGACAUCGAUAUAUCCGCUAACUCUGCAUUCCACGAGAGGGAAUUGCAGAAAUGGGUCCCGGAUGAAGAUACUGAUGCAAGGUUGACUGAUGGUUUGGAGGAUGUUGACUCAAACGUCCAUUGGGAUCAAUUCGAAGUGAACGAACGUAAAUUUGGUAUCCAGUCCACUUACGACGAGGAUUUGUACACCACAAAAAUCUCUAAAGAUGCGCCAGACUACGAACAAAGGUUGAAGGAAGCUGAGAAAAUAGCAAGGGAAAUUGAGUCUCAAGGCCACAAUGGUAAUAUACACCUUGCUGAGGAGAGAGGAAUUAUAGUAGAUGAUAGCGGAGUUGACGAAGAAGACAAAUAUUCACGUGUUGCCAGAGAGCCUGUCUCUCAGAACGAGGGUGAUGCAUUACUAUUAGGAAUGUUGAAGGCUAAUACCAAAGUUCAUAAGACUGAAUUGAGAUCGGCUGCCACAGGCAAGUACGUACCUCCUAGAAAUCGUGGUGCCAACUUUCAUGGUGAUCCUGCCAUAGUUACCAGCUCAGCCACUGAACACAAAAAAGAUUCUACUUUCGAGUCAUCGGUUGGCUUGGAUUCACAUGAUCACGGCUCUAGUGACCACCAGACACAAGCUUCUCACUCUGAGCGCCUGAGAAACACAACAACUGAAAGCAGGAAGCUCAAUCACAAGAAUGAAAUCAAUUCCUUACGAGAAUUCUCGGCAACUUUCAAAGUGCCAUCAAAGAUUCCUCCAGAUUUACUUCCUAUACUUUCGAAAGAUAAAGAAAAACAGAACGAGAUAAUGAAAAAAAGAAGAAGAAGAAGAAGAAGAAGAAGAAGAAGAAGAAGAAGAAGAGGAAGCAGAAAAAGAAGAAGAAGAAAAAGAAGAAGAAAAAGAAAAAGAAGAGGACGAAGAGGAAGAUCACUCGAGAACUGCGGACAUCAAUAUCGAUUCCAAGACCCCUACCCCUAUUUUGAGUAA